Molecule: messenger RNA, 1670 nt
Organism: Olea europaea var. sylvestris
Lineage: Eukaryota; Viridiplantae; Streptophyta; Magnoliopsida; Lamiales; Oleaceae
Product: E3 ubiquitin-protein ligase PRT1-like
Exons: 7
Coding region: 71-1426 (451 amino acids)
Biological process (GO): proteasome-mediated ubiquitin-dependent protein catabolic process
Molecular function (GO): zinc ion binding; ubiquitin protein ligase activity
Source: RefSeq, a predicted model, not a curated record
AGAAGACCCCUAUAAAAAUCAUAUACAUACAGAUUCUUGUGUAUAUUUUCUCUGUGCUUGGGCCAAAAUAAUGAAUAAUCAAGGUAAAGAAGAUUAUGGCGAUAUUGGAAGCGAGGAUUUUCCGGAUGAGUUUCAGUGUUGUGUAUGCUUGGAUAUCAUGUACAAACCGGUUGUAUUAGCCUGUGGUCACAUAUCUUGCUUCUGGUGUGUUUUCAAAGCUAUGGAUUCUUUCCGGGAGUCACACUGUCCAAUUUGUCGCAACCCAUAUAAUCAUUUUCCCAGUAUUUGUAGAUUGCUACACUUCUUGCUUCUGAAAUUAUAUCCAUCAGCCUACAAAAGAAGGGAAAGACAAGUUGCAGAAGAAGAAAAGAAAUAUGGACACACUUCUCCACGGUUUGAUGGCUUCUCUGAUUCUCUUUCUGAUAAAGCGCUUGGCGUUCAAGACACCUCUCCACAUACAGCUGCCACGGUCUUUAAUAUGACACAGAGAAGGGACUCUUCCCUCAUUCAAGAUUCUUCAGUAAAUGAAGCUAAUAUGACCAUGAUUCCUACAACCUCAAGUCAGGAAAGCACUACAAACAUGGCAAAGCAAGGAGAUAGUAUGGUCAAAUCUGAAGUUAAAAAUGAAGCACGCAAGCAGAUCCUUAUGACUGACUUGCAGUGCACCCUGUGCAAGCAGCUGUUAUAUCGACCUAUAGUUCUUAACUGUGGCCAUGUUUAUUGUGAAGCAUGUAUAAACAAUCAAGUUAACAAGGUCUGCAGAUGUCCAGCGUGUCAAAGUGUGCAUCCAAAUGGAUUCCCAAAUGUUUGUUUUGUUUUAGAGCACUUCCUGGAGGAGCAUUUCCCCGAGGAAUAUUCAGCAAGAAAAGUGUCUUUAGCUGACCAACUACAUACAAAUCCAUCUGAACGUACGGCCAGGAAGCGGGAGCAAGCAACUGAGUCUUCGUCAUUUCCUAGAAGGGCUUACUUAUCAUGGCUGUCUGACCGUGGGACAAAGUUUCACCCUGCGGUUGGUUGUGAUUGGUGUGGGAUGUAUCCUAUUGUUGGGGAACGAUACAAAUGCAAAGACUGUGUUGAGGAAAUAGGCUUCGACCUCUGCGAAGAGUGUUAUAAGAGUUCCUCCAAGCUUCCAGGUCGAUUCAACCAGCAGCAUACUCCAGAACACCAGUUCGUGAUCGAGAAACCUAUUUUCCAGUUGAGAUUUGAAGCUGUACCUCCUGAACAUCAUGAUACUGGUAGCCUGGGCAUCACUGAAGAAGUUAUGGUCUCCAACUCGUCAAAUGACACUUCACAGGACGAAGUAGAUGGUGCAGCAUCUCUGAAUUUGUCACCCGACUCACUACAGGAUCUGGGAAAUUCUAUUGCAUUGCCCGUUCCCUUCAACAAUCCUUCAGAAGAUCAAGAAUAUACCGACUCUGGAACUUGAAAUCGUGUUAGGUUAUUUACCAAUGUACCAGUCUGAUGGCUUGUCUGUGGAGGUGCACAGAGUAUUGGAUGGUAUUAAAGAAAAGAAAAAAACAAAUAUUUAGUCCUUUGUACUAUUGAGCUCUACCAGGUACUGUAUAUGGAUCAUACAUGAAUCUAUUUAGGGUCGCUCUCAAAUAUUGCAUUUGUUAGCAUUUUGUCUAAAGAGUAACAUGUUUCCAACUAGGUCGAGAAACUUCAGGCAU